Molecule: messenger RNA, 1365 nt
Organism: Saccharomycopsis crataegensis
Lineage: Eukaryota; Fungi; Ascomycota; Saccharomycetes; Ascoideales; Saccharomycopsidaceae
Product: medium-chain fatty acid ethyl ester synthase/esterase
Exons: 1
Coding region: 1-1365 (454 amino acids)
Biological process (GO): medium-chain fatty acid biosynthetic process; medium-chain fatty acid catabolic process
Molecular function (GO): acetylesterase activity; monoacylglycerol lipase activity
Source: RefSeq, a predicted model, not a curated record
AUGUCGAUCUCUUUUCUCAAUAUCUCAGGCUGGGGCAUUAAAGCCACCAGCACCCACCACCACGGCCAAUCGACCGUCGAAUUUCCUACUAAAGCCAAAGACUCGAUCUCGUUGCAAAGCUUAGUAUCCCAAUCAAUACCUGACAAAUCCCAUUUCUACACCUCUUUAACCGCAUUCUCCGGGACCUUACAAACCAUGGCAUUAUCUAACAAAGCUUUCGACACUGGAGACAAAAGAAACGUCCAUUACGGCAGACGAGUGUUUGAAUUCACCGAUGGGGGCAUCGCCUCGGUAGAUUACGUGUUGCCAACUCCUGUCACCAAAGAACAAAAGGAUAAAUUCGCUACCUUGACCGUGGAAAAUUUAAAAGAAAACUGGCCUAGACAAAACAAAGGGACAAGAUUCUUAUCCACUGCGGAAAUCGCCGAAAAAACCAAAGGUGACAUUAAUGACGAUUCUAACGUGCUUAUUAUUAUCCAUGGAUUAGGCGGGGGGUCUCAUGAACCGUUAAUUAGAGAUCUCAUCACUAACGUCACCAAAGUGUCUGAAGAAAAACUUUUCCAAGAAAUCAUGGUGCUAAAUUGUCGUGGAUGCUCGCGUAGUAAAAUCGCUACCCCAGAAUUGUUUUGCGGGUUCUCUACUAACGAUUUACGCGAGGUGAUCCAAGAACUCAACGAGUUAUACCCUAAUAGAAAAAUCUUCCUUGCUGGGUACUCCUUUGGUUGUGUGACCAUCUUGAAUUACUUAGCAGAAGAAUCCAAGCGUGGACUCGAUCAUCAGAUCCAAUUGGUGUUCACCAUUGGUGGACCAUGGGAUAUGAUUGAUUCCAACUAUCGUAUCCAAAAUACGUAUUCUGGGAAAUACCUCUUUGAACCAGCGAUCUUAGGGUUCCUUAAAAGAUUGGUCAAGAAUAACCGGGCAGAAUUGGAACCUUAUACCCUUGAGCACCCGGAAUUGGGAGUCAAAUACGAUGAACCAACUUUGAAAUCCCUAAAGCACAUAUCCGACUUCGACGACGCGUUCACCGCCAAAGUGUUUGGGUUCAAUAGUAGUUACGAGUAUUAUAGAAAAGCGUCACCAGUGAACUUUAUUAACGAAAUCACCUUCCCAGUGGUGGCCAUCAAUUCCAUCGAUGAUCCUUGCGUAGGGGUCAACUUACCAGUGAGAGAAAUCAAGACUAACCCAUAUUUGCUCCAAGUGGAAACCGAUUUGGGCGGACAUUUGGCGUUCAUUGAUUCAAAGGGGGAAUCUUGGGUCAAUAAGAAACUUGCAAGUAUCUUUAAAACCUUCAUUAAUACUGUUGAUACUAAUAAACCAGUGGAUAAUAUUGGAUAUCAAUCAAAGAAGAACCAGUUUGGGGUUUGA